AUUUGGAAGCACUGAACCCUGAUGUCAAAAUUGCACAAACUUCAGCCAACUUCGCUAUUCUUUCUUUUUGACGUGCUCUUUUAGAAAAUUCGUGUUAAGAUGACGAUUCGCCCCGCAUACAGACCGAAAAUUGUGAAGAAGCGCACCAAACACUUCAUUCGCCAUCAGUCGGAUCGCUAUGCGAAACUAUCGCACAAAUGGCGUAAACCAAAGGGUAUAGACAACAGGGUACGUCGCCGUUUCAAGGGCCAGUACCUCAUGCCAAACAUUGGUUAUGGUUCAAACAAACGCACUCGUCAUAUGCUGCCAACUGGCUUCAAGAAAUUCUUAGUGCACAACGUCCGAGAAUUAGAAGUGCUGUUAAUGCAAAAUCGCGAAUACUGCGGUGAAAUCGCUCAUGGUGUAUCAUCCAAGAAACGGAAGGAAAUUGUUGAACGCGCCAAGCAACUGUCAAUUCGUCUUACAAAUCCAAACAGUCGCUUGCGAUCACAGGAGAACGAAUAGACUUAAGUUCGUUGGCUGUUCGUUUUGUAUUACCUUUAACAAAUUAAAUGGAUACAACUAUAAAAGGGA
Rhagoletis pomonella (apple maggot) is the source of this 573-nucleotide messenger RNA. It is a transcript of the gene RpL32, whose product is annotated as 60S ribosomal protein L32. The coding region runs from base 100 to 504 and encodes 134 amino acids. Gene Ontology annotation, cellular component: ribosome; cytosolic large ribosomal subunit. The record is from RefSeq and is a predicted model, not a curated record. Gene Ontology annotation, molecular function: structural constituent of ribosome. Gene Ontology annotation, biological process: translation. NCBI's taxonomy places the organism in Eukaryota, Metazoa, Arthropoda, Insecta, Diptera, Tephritidae. The transcript has 3 exons.